Drosophila ficusphila is the source of this 105-nucleotide messenger RNA. RefSeq lists its product as uncharacterized. The record is from RefSeq and is a predicted model, not a curated record. Lineage: Eukaryota; Metazoa; Arthropoda; Insecta; Diptera; Drosophilidae. The transcript has a single exon. The coding region runs from base 1 to 105 and encodes 34 amino acids.
AUGGAGAUCUCUAUAAACGUAUUUGUUUUCCUCGUCUACCUUUUCGUCGUGAUCUACCUCCAGCAUUUUGUGAACAAGUAUACGGAGUUUGUGCGCAGCCUUUAA